This is a messenger RNA of Arachis duranensis, 1179 nucleotides long. RefSeq lists its product as uncharacterized. Lineage: Eukaryota; Viridiplantae; Streptophyta; Magnoliopsida; Fabales; Fabaceae. The coding region runs from base 75 to 1028 and encodes 317 amino acids. The transcript is spliced from 8 exons. The record is from RefSeq and is a predicted model, not a curated record.
UAUCAAUGACUAUUUAGUCUUCGUUAAAAUGAUUACUGUAUGCUUCAUCAGUUUUGUUGCUUCUUUCUCUGUUUAUGGCUCCUCAACUGCUAACGCCACCAACUCGCUCUCGACUCGCCCGAGUCACGCGGUGCCUUCUCACUCGCCACCGCCACCACUGCCGGUUCUCAACAAAUGCAACAACAGAAAGAAGUAAAAAAACAAAAGGUGCUUCCUUUUCAGGAAAUGAAAUAAAGCUGCCAGCGGCACUGCGAGACAAGAAUGUGGUGCAGCUCAAGUGCGAAUCCUCCUCUGGUAUUUGCGAUGUCUUUCUUGUUGGCACUGUUUAUAAUUCUCAGAGAUCACGCGAACAAGUUAAAAGAAUAAUCGGCCACUUGAAACCACAGGCUGUGCUUUUAGGAUUAUGCCAAAGUGGCUCAGCAGUGCUUUAUCCUCCAAUUGAUACAAGGCCUGGUAAACAACCUGAGGUUGGUCCUGUUAGCGAAUUUCGAGUGGCAUUUGAAGAAGCAAGAAAGUAUGGUGGCAAAGUGUAUCUCGGCGAUCGCCAUGAAAAGAUUACCAUGGCCAGAGUCAUCAGAAAGAUUACGUUUUUGGACUUCAUAAAACUAUGUUCUCUUCCCUUCAAAGACGUUCCCCACUUAAGGAAGCUUCUUGAAACUUUUCCUAUAGAUCGCUCAAGCAUCACGCAGAGUUUUCCCAAAUUGAGACAGGUAAUUGAACACAUGGAAGGAGAAGGUAUUAAUCAGGAAAUACGUGAGUUUAAGGUGCUUACGGUUUUGCAGGAGACUGUUCUACAUGAACGAGAUCAAUACAUGUCUCGCUCACUACUAGAAGUGGCUAAGAAGAAUAACUGUGUUGUUGCUGUCGUUGGAAAGGGGCAUUUAUCAGGAAUAAAGAAGCAUUGGCAGCAAGAUAUAUCGGUGGCGCCUCUCCUCCAAGUUCCACCUUCCAAACAUACUAUCAUGAAGUUGUGUAUCUCUGUUAGUGUUGUCAUGGUUGGGGUAUCCAUGAUUGGGAGAUAUCUUUGAAUCAAAAUAUGACUUGCCAAGUGGAGAUUUUUCUGAUCAUGAUUGUGUUUACGCUUUCUAACUUGAAAUGAACUUGUAAAUUGUAAUAGACAAACAUGGGAUGAUUAUCCUGAUAUGAGAAGAAAAACUAGAGUUCAUAUUUCAAAAUCUA